Phytophthora nicotianae INRA-310 is the source of this 384-nucleotide messenger RNA. RefSeq lists its product as hypothetical. NCBI's taxonomy places the organism in Eukaryota, Oomycota, Peronosporomycetes, Peronosporales, Peronosporaceae. The coding region runs from base 1 to 384 and encodes 127 amino acids. Gene Ontology annotation, molecular function: cellulase activity. The record is from RefSeq and is a predicted model, not a curated record. The transcript has a single exon. Gene Ontology annotation, biological process: polysaccharide catabolic process.
AUGAAGCCUUUUACUGCCCUCACUGCCGCUGCAAUCGCCUACGCCUCCGCUGAAACGGAAUUCUGCGGUGAACAGAACAAAACUGAGACUGCCGACUACAUCCUCUACAACAACCUCUGGGGUGCCUUUGACGACCCCAAAGGCCACCAGUGUACGGGCCUCGAUAGCGUUGAUGGCUCAACAAUCGCUUGGCACACGAGCUUCAGCUGGGACGGAACCGCUUGGCAAGUCAAGUCGUUCGCCAACGCAGCGCUCAAGUUCGACCACGUGCCGAUCGCGAAUGUCACCUCGAUUCCCUCGACUAUCGAGUUCGAUUUCGACUAUGAGGGGAAAUUGGUCGCAAACGUUGCGUUCGACAUGUUCACGAUCGACUCUGGGCGGUAA